This is a messenger RNA of Cooperia oncophora, 468 nucleotides long. The record is from the annotation of a GenBank genome assembly. Lineage: Eukaryota; Metazoa; Nematoda; Chromadorea; Rhabditida; Trichostrongylidae.
AUGUUCAGGCGAAAAGUAUUUGACCGUCAGUCCGGAACUGAUGUUGUGCUUACAGAUGAACAAGUCGAGAAAUUGAAUAACCUCGCAUCUGGUAAAUACCCCGUGGUUGGAUAUAAUCCAUAUGAACCAUUCUUGGACAUAUUUUCAUCAGAGAAGACUAUUCAUCCAAUCGAUAAUAGACCAGAGCCAAAAGCGCGGUUUAUUCCAUCAAGAGACGAAAUGCGCAUCGUAAGUCGUAUGGUACACGCCAUCAAAAUGGGUUGGUCUAAGGGUCCAAAGCAAAAACCACAAAAGAAGGUUUACGAUCUGUGGGCAGCUGAGGAUUCAAUGGACCACAAGACAAAAUCUGAAUUAGCUCGUAUGAGGAUGCACAUGCCAGCAAGCACGGCUAUGCCGCUUCCAGUUCAUGCUGAAUCAUACAAUCCACCGGAGGAGUAUCUGUUCGAUGAAGAAGAAAAGCGGAAGUGA